GUCUCCUGGCCGAGUCCCAUUUCUGGCUGCUCAUGCCACUGGGACUGGGGCGGCGGAAAAAGGCACCACCUCUGGUGGAAAAUGAAGAGGCGGAGCCAGGCCGCAGUGGCCUGGGAGUGGGGGAGCCUGGGCCCCUGGGUGGAAGCGGAGCAGGGGAAUCCCAGAUGGGCUUGCCCCCACCUCCCGCUGCCCUCCGGCCUCGCCUCGUAUUCCACACCCAGCUGGCCCACGGUAGCCCCACAGGCCGCAUCGAGGGCUUCACCAAUGUCAAGGAGCUGUAUGGCAAGAUCGCUGAGGCCUUCCAACUGCCAGCUGCUGAGGUGAUGUUCUGCACCCUCAACACCCAUAAAGUGGAUAUGGACAAGCUCCUGGGUGGCCAGAUCGGGCUGGAGGACUUCAUCUUUGCUCAUGUCAAGGGGCAGCGCAAAGAGGUGGAAGUAUUCAAGUCUGAGGAGGCACUGGGACUAACCAUCACUGACAACGGAGCCGGCUAUGCGUUCAUUAAGCGCAUCAAGGAUGGCAGUGUGAUUGAUCACAUCCAGCUCAUCAGCGUGGGUGACAUGAUUGAAGCCAUCAACGGGCAGAGCCUGCUGGGCUGUCGGCACUACGAAGUUGCCAGGCUCCUCAAGGAGCUGCCCCGAGGCCGUACCUUCACCCUCAAACUCACAGAGCCUCGGAAAGCCUUUGAUAUGAUCAGCCAGCGUUCAGCGGGUGGCCACCCUGGCUCGGGCCCACAACUGGGCACUGGCCGAGGGACCCUCAGGCUCCGAUCCCGGGGCCCUGCCACAGUGGAGGAUCUGCCAUCGGCCUUUGAGGAAAAGGCCAUUGAGAAGGUGGAUGACUUGCUAGAAAGCUACAUGGGGAUCAGAGACACAGAACUGGCUGCCACCAUGGUGGAGCUGGGAAAAGACAAAAGGAAUCCAGAUGAACUGGCAGAGGCUCUGGAUGAACGACUUGGGGACUUUGCAUUCCCAGAUGAAUUCGUCUUUGAUGUCUGGGGAGCCAUUGGGGAUGCCAAGGUCGGCCGAUACUAAGACUGGAACUAAAUGUGGACCUUGAGAUUACCUGGGCUUGGCCUGGCUGGGGCCUCCAGAAGGGCUGCCACAGACAAGACCCGAGCAUCCUGCUUAGGCAUGUCACUCAACGGCCUGGGGAUGGCAUGGGAUGGAAGUGGCCUAUGGUCCUGGCCCCACUCCGAUCACCAUGGUGCCCAGCCUGGUUGGGAUCCCCGGCCAACCCCUGCCGGGUCCCCACCUACCUCAGUAGAGUAAGCGCAUGGGGAUGGGCCAGCACACUGGGCAGCCACCUCUGUCCCCAACACUUUCCACCAUCGGCUGGCAAAUUGCCCCUUCUGUCUCCCUGGGCCUUGGUUCUGUUUGGGGUCAUGACUUUCCUAUCUUACUUUUUUGCUUUGUUUUUUCAAGACAGACUCACCAUGUAGCGCUGGUUGUCCUGGAACUCUGUAGAUCAGGCUGACCUUGAACUCACAGAAAUCUGCCUGCAUCUGCCUUCCCAGUAAAGGUGUGCUUCACCACUCCUGACUCUCCCGACUUUCUUGCCACCAGAAAUGCAGGAAGGGCGCACAACCUCCCUAGUAAAGGCAGUAACACCAUCCCCUCAUGCAUCUCCGGCCUGAGAGGAGCCCUUUACAUUGCAUUCUGUUACCUCACAUUUGAGUGGACACUGUGGUGAGCCCUGGUUCCUCAUCAUCUCCCUUAGAAAAUGCAAGAGGGAGGAAUGAGCAAGGCAGUGAGUGGGCUUCUGUACCCUUACCCUCUUGGAUGUGGAGACUGUUCUCUGGGAGUUGUUUGGCUUUGGGGAAGGAGGGAUGGCUAGGGAAAGAAUGCAGCAGCUGAAACCUAUCUCCUGGAUUCCAAAUUGAAUUAGGAAUUAGGAAUUGGCUGGCCCACUGCCCCCUCCCCCUGGCUGUAGGCCAUCAAGCUUCCAGGCAGUGGUGGAAUUUGUGGCUUACUUGAGGUUCAAACCUAGUUCCCCACUCACCAAGCCCCUCGUAUGAAGAGGCUGCAGUUAACACCUCUGUUUAGGCAGCAUUCCUGCUGACCUGUUACAGUGCCCUGGUUGAAGCUGGUCAUACUUUGGGCACAGGCAUCCAUGGCACAGUGCUUCACAGGGACAUAAACCUGCCAAGCUUGUUUUGACAGUCCAUUUCAUCCUAGGAUUUAGGGAGAUCAAGGAAAGGGUGGGGUGGGACCCUGGCCAGACCUGGAGAGAAGGGAGACAAUUAGAACAAGGGAAGCCAGGCCAGAGGUCCCUCUCCAGCGCCCAGGAGGAAUGUUUGGGGGUGAGCCCAGUGGAGAUGCUGCAGGAAGGCUGAACAGGACUGGCUCCCUGAUUCCAGGCAGGAGAUGAGUUCUCUGAAUAUCAGACAUUUACAUGCACAAAGCCCUAUGGGCAGCCACUGUCAGGGUGACUUGCCAUCCCCAAUCACUGAGGUCGUUUCAGUGUGUAUGGUGGGACCCAUGGCCUUGUACAUGCUAAGGAUGACCUCUAUCACUGAACCAUGCCUCAGGACCUACAAUGGGGUCCUGUCCUGCAUGUCAUUGAUGGGAGCAGCUGGGAAUAUAUGGCUUUGUUGAGUGAAACUGAGUAGCAGAUGGUUGGUAACCACGUUGAACCAGGGCUGUUACCAUUGUGGGUAAGUGUUAGUUAGGUCCUCUGGGUUUCAGGGAGCUAUGUCUAGUGUUUCAUGGGUCUCAGGUAUAGCCUUGUUUGGGGGUCAGAAUAAAUACUUGGGCUUUUAA
Messenger RNA from Cricetulus griseus (Chinese hamster), 2762 nucleotides. Lineage: Eukaryota; Metazoa; Chordata; Mammalia; Rodentia; Cricetidae. The record is from RefSeq and is a predicted model, not a curated record.